Cinclus cinclus is the source of this 4953-nucleotide messenger RNA. It is a transcript of the gene SEC24A, whose product is annotated as SEC24 homolog A, COPII coat complex component. Gene Ontology annotation, cellular component: endoplasmic reticulum exit site; COPII vesicle coat. The transcript is spliced from 25 exons. Gene Ontology annotation, biological process: COPII-coated vesicle cargo loading; intracellular protein transport; endoplasmic reticulum to Golgi vesicle-mediated transport. The record is from RefSeq and is a predicted model, not a curated record. Gene Ontology annotation, molecular function: zinc ion binding; SNARE binding. NCBI's taxonomy places the organism in Eukaryota, Metazoa, Chordata, Aves, Passeriformes, Cinclidae. The coding region runs from base 1 to 3924 and encodes 1307 amino acids.
AUGUUAUUUCAUCAGCAAAGCAUCACCCACCCAGUAACUCCUGUGGAGCCCAGUCCACCACUCCACAGACCAAGGACGUGGGUCCAUUUACUGGAGACUGUGAAGAAUGAGGAAUUCCCACACAGUGGCUCUGCUAAAAAUGUGUCAUUUAACUUCCAAACCUUAGGACAGCGCUCACUUCUGAAGCCUCUCGAAGGUAAGCACCGGCACCGGCACCGGCACCGGCACCGACACUCACCCGCGACUGCGCCCGCUCCGCCCUCCGCGGCUUCUUCCGGCACCGGCGCCCAAGGCACACUCACUCGGGUAGGCUCGGCUGUGUCCGGAUGUACUCGGCUGCGUUCGGAGGGACGGGCGUCGUGUCGGCUGCGUUGCCUUCGGCUUGGUUCGUAUGGGCUCGGCUCGGUUCGGUGUGACUCGGCUCCGUUCUGUUCGGCUUCGCUCGGCUCCGGCUCUCCGCGUGUCCGCCCGGUCCCGCCCCUUCCCCGCCCCUGGCCCCGCCCCUUUAAGCCGCAGCGCCGCUCCCGGAAGUGCCACGUGUCCGCAGUGCGGCUGCGCGCGCCUCCCGGCAGUUCCGGUGGGCACGUCCCCCCCGCCCGGGCCGGCGCCGCUGCACGGGCGGCUCCGAGCGCGCCCGGCCGAGCCAUGGCCCAGCCCGCUGGAGCCCCCACCGGGCAGCAGCCCUACAGCAACGGCCCUGUUCAGAGUCAGUUGAUGCAUUCCCCAGAUGGCCAGGGAUACAGCCCUGCAGUUCCAGGAUCGUACUCCCAUCAGACGCCGACAAAGGUUCCUCCACAUCAGUCUUCUGGACAGUAUAGCUAUAGUGGCUCUCAGAAUGUUUCUCAAUUAAACAAUUACCAAGGACCUGGCCAGACUCUCAAUAGACCACCAGUGGCAGCUUUCUCCGGGUCACCAGUACAACAGCCAGGUCCUGUUCCACAAGUGCUGCUGCCUGCAUUACAGAACUCGGCUGCUGUAUCAUCUGCAGGGAGCUUUCCUCCUGGAGCCAGCCCACCAGUGCUUUCAAACUGGCAGUACAGCCAGACUCCUGUAAGUCAGCCACUUGGGGCUCAAACUAGCCAUUUGGCUUGUGUGCCUGGGACAGGGUCAGCUCAGCCACCGUCAUCAUUAUCAGGAAGUACAAAUCCUGCAGGGAGUUACCAAUAUGCUGCUUCUCCAGGGGCUCCUCCGCUGCACAACAGCUACAUGAAGCCAGGAUCUGCGCCUCCACCAGUGACUCAGCCUUUAACUCCACUCCACCCUCCAAGGCCACCUUUAGGACUUCCACCAGUUGGUGGUCCAGCUAGGCCAUCAACAGCAGUAACAGGACCACCUAGCACACAGUUUCUGCUAAAAUCAGCUGCAAACCAAGAAGGUGAUGCUGUGUCAGCUACCAGUGAAGGUUCUGUAGUGCAAAACAGCUACGAUGCAAUAGAAGGUGGUGGCCUCAUGGCUGCUCCACAUUAUUCUCCUGUAACCCCAAAUCUUAAGAUGAAUAGAAAUGUUGGGUAUUCUUACCCUGCCUUACCUCCAGGCUACCAACAUACUUCUCCACCUGGAGCACCAGGAAUGAAUGCAUCUACUUUGCAAUAUCCAGAUGGAUCAAAACAUUUCCACCAGCCUGCCCUGGGCACUAAUCACUUAACUGCAUCAAUGGGUGGCCUGAGUCUACAGCAGGAAGGGUUAAGGCCUGUGAAUCUUCUUCAAGAAAGAAAUAUUCUUCCUACCACCCUUUUGAAGGCUCCUGUCCCCAACUUGCAUGAAGACAUCCAGAAGCUCAACUGCAAUCCUGAGUUGUUCCGCUGUACCCUGACUAACAUUCCUCAAACUCAGGCCUUAUUGAAUAAAGCCAAACUUCCUUUGGGGCUCCUGCUUCAUCCUUUCAAAGACUUAUCGCAACUGCCGGUGGUCACGUCCAGUAUUAUUGUGAGAUGCCGUUCCUGCCGGACCUACAUCAACCCUUUUGUCAGCUUCCUAGACCAAAGGAGAUGGAAAUGCAAUUUGUGCUAUAGAAUCAAUGAUGUUCCUGAAGAAUUCCUGUAUAAUCCUGUGACAAGAGUUUAUGGAGAGCCUCAUAAAAGACCUGAAGUCCAGAAUGCUACUAUUGAGUUUAUGGCUCCGUCUGAAUACAUGCUGCGUCCACCUCAGCCACCUGUGUACCUCUUUGUGUUUGAUGUCUCUCACAAUGCAAUAGAGACAGGAUACUUGAAUACUGUCUGCCAGAUCUUGUUAGACAAUCUUGAUUCGCUUCCUGGGAACACUAGAACAAAAAUAGGCUUCAUAACAUUUGACAGUACAAUCCAUUUCUACAGUCUUCAGGAAGGUCUCUCUCAGCCUCAGAUGCUUAUAGUUUCAGAUAUUGAAGAUGUAUUUAUACCAAUGCCAGAAAACUUAUUAGUAAAUUUAAAUGAAAAUAAAGAGCUAAUUCAAGAUCUGCUGAAGACAUUGCCACAGAUGUUUACCAAGUCCCUGGAAACUCAGAGUGCUUUGGGGCCUGCAUUACAGGCUGCCUUUAAACUGAUGUCCCCCACUGGAGGUAGAAUCACUGUCUUCCAGACACAGCUCCCAUCUGUGGGAAUGGGAGCACUAAAGUCACGAGAAGAGCCAAACCAAAGAGCAACAGCAAAGGAUAUACAUUUGACACCAUCGACUGAUUUUUACAAGAAGUUGGCCUUGGACUGCUCAGGGCAACAGGUUGCAGUGGAUUUAUUUCUUCUUAGUGGGCAAUAUUCUGACUUGGCUUCUCUAGGUUGUAUAUCAAGGUAUUCUGCAGGUAGUGUCUACUACUACCAAUCUUAUCAUCAUAAACACAACCCUGUCCAGGUGGAGAAAUUGCAAAAGGAACUGAAGCGAUAUUUAACUAGAAAAAUUGGGUUUGAGGCUGUCAUGAGGAUAAGAUGCACCAAAGGUCUUUCCAUUCAUACUUUCCAUGGGAACUUCUUCGUCCGAUCUACAGACUUGUUGUCAUUACCCAACGUAAACCCAGACGCAGGAUAUGCUGUGCAAAUGUCAGUGGAAGACAGUCUUACUGAUAUGCAAGUUGUUUCUUUUCAAUCAGCUCUCCUAUACACCUCCAGCAAAGGUGAAAGACGAAUUCGUGUCCACACUAUGUGCUUACCUGUUGUCACAACACUGAGUGAUGUGUACCUAGGGGCAGAUGUGCAGGCCAUCACAGGGCUCUUAGCCAAUAUGGCUGUGGACCGCUCGGUUUCCGCUACGCUGAGCGAUGCUCGGGAUGCCUUGGUCAAUGCAGUGAUAGAUUCUUUAGCUGCUUAUCGCUCAUCCGUGCUGAGCAUCCAACAGCCUGGGCUCACAGCUCCCUACUCACUGCGGCUCUUCCCCCUUUAUAUACUCGCACUCUUAAAACAGAAAGCAUUUCAAACUGGGACAAACACACGCUUGGAUGAACGCAUCUUUACCAUGUGUCAGGUGAAAAACCAGCCCCUUGUUUACCUCAUGCUCAUGACACAUCCCAGUCUGUACAAAGUUGAUAAUCUCACAGAUGAGGGGGCCCUUAACAUAAAUGACAGAACUAUACCUCAGCCACCCCUUCUCCAGCUGUCAGUGGAGAAGCUGAGUAGGGAUGGUGCUUAUCUUAUGGAUGCUGGCUCUGUGAUGUUUCUGUGGAUUGGGAAGAACUGUGGGCAGGGCUUUAUCAGCCAAGUUCUUGGAGUUCCAAAUUAUGGCUCAAUACCACAGAAUAUGACACAUCUCCCAGAACUUGAAACAGCAGAAUCCAUCAGAACACGAGCUUUCAUUGCUUGGCUGAGAGAACAGAGACCUUUCUUUCCUAUACUAUAUAUAAUAAAGGAUGAGAGUCCACUGAAAUCAAGUUUUCUGCAAAAUAUGAUUGAAGACAGAACAGAAUCAGCCUUAUCAUACUAUGAAUUCCUCCUCCAUAUACAGCAGCAAGUGAAUAAAUGAAACACAAGCCUUUGCUUACUUCUUUAAGAAAAGAUUUUGCAGUAAAGAAUGAUUGUGCUUAUAAUAUCUUCAUUAAAUCUGUGGCCUGAGGCAGUUGAUGAGAAGUUCUCACUGUGAUUUCAACGAACUAAAGCAAAUAAAGGACCACAUCUGAGAAUCAAAUGGGCAACUACAUAUUGUACCUUAAAAUCAAACUGUUGGAACUGGUUGAGCACCUUUAAUUUGCUGCAAAUUGUGUUUUUACUGUAAGUAGUUGCAGCAUGAAGUACAUUUACAAAGGCAAUACUGAAAAGGUGAAAUACAUUUUGUAAAAUAAAGAGUUCUUUGUUGUUCAAAAUGUAUAUUUCUGUAACUUUUUUUUUUUUUUUUUUUUGCUGCUAGAUACAAAAACCUCACAAUGCUGAUCAUGAUUUGCAGGGAAAUUCUUUCUAAGUGCAUCCAGUGAUGACAGACAGAGCAUCUCAAUGUUCAACUUAAUGCUUAAAAUAGCAAUGAAAGAAGUGUUCAUUGUGAAAUGAACAAAUGCUUGUGAAGUGUACAAUCCAGUGCUUGGAUUGGAUUAUGGCUAAUAGGACUAAAGGUAAGCUUAACCUGGAUAAGGUGGCUGAAUUUGUUGAAGCUUUUAAUAAGUCAGUAUUCUAAUUUUAAAAACAGUGGGAAAGAGUGGGCUCUACAUGAUGAGACAUUUUAAAAAGUCAUUGGCUGAGUUGGCAGCAAAAGUAGACUUAGAUGGUAAGCUUUGCUUUUCUUCAGUAAAAGGAAUAGUUUUAAUUUCAAUUUAUGAAUGGUGUGGGAGGGGAAGAGCAAGGAAGGUUUUCUCAGAUUUUGUUUGGUUUAUGUGCAGUGGACUUUUGGCUCUUGUUUACAUUAAGUGAAUGUUGGGUCCCUCAGAUCUGGUGUGUUUCUGAAGCAAGUUUGUUGGCAGCACUUCAGACUAACAAAUGUUAGCCUGCAACACUGAAUAUUCUGACAUUAAAAUUGGUAAUUAUUUUUCCAAUAAAAUUAUUAUAUUUCAUUUGAAAAUUUGCA